This is a messenger RNA of Coregonus sp. 'balchen', 15413 nucleotides long. The record is from the annotation of a GenBank genome assembly. Lineage: Eukaryota; Metazoa; Chordata; Actinopteri; Salmoniformes; Salmonidae.
AUGCACUUUGACCUGUAUGUAAUUGUAGAUAACGGCCAGUGCUCCUCGCCCUUUGCUUUGAGUUUCCUUCUGAACAUGAGAGCAGGGCUCCUAGCAGCAGUGAUGUGUUUGUGGACCUGUCUCGUGUUGUUCCUCUGUCCUCUCUACAGGUGUACCUUGCUUCCACCUUGUGACAGGUAACAUUGUUUUGCUACAUUGACUUUUGGGUGUUAUGAAUCUAUUAUGAAUGAUCUUGAACCAUGCUGCUCUGUUUCAAAGCUGAACUUUGGUUCUUGGGGAAGUGUGUUAAUGGCUCAGGGUUGAUGCAAUGUGUUCUGAUGGAGCUCAGCAAAAUGUCUUAAGUCAAGUUGGAUUUGCUCUAUUCAAAGAGGUUUUAACACACAUGGACCUUAGAAAUUGGACUUGUUUGGGAUUUGAAAUGCACUUUAAAUAAAGUUAGAUUUAUUACUGUAAUAUAGGUUUGAUGCUAUUUCAUGGGUAUUGUUUAUCUGUCAUCCAGAUAACCGUAUUUAAUGAUUAACUCCUCAGUGAGAUCUACUGUUAUGGGGACAUCCUAAGGCAGGUUCAGACCGCCAAACUGUUUGACGAUGACAAGUACUUUGUGGAUAUGAAGCUGAAGUCGGCCCCUGGUAAGUCUUGUAAGGAAAUCAUUUAGCCACAGGGUAAGUCUUGUAGGGGAAUCAGUCAUCCUCUGGUAAGUCUUGCAGGGGAACCAGUCAUCCUCUGGUAAGUCUUGUAGGGGAAUCAGUCAGCCCCUAGUAAGUCUUGCAGGGGAAUCAGUCAUCCUCUGGUAAGUCUUGCAGGGGAACCAGUCAUCCUCUGGUAAGUCUUGUAGGGGAAUCAGUCAGCCCCUGGUAAGUCUUGCAGGGGAACCAGUCAUCCUCUGGUAAGUCUUGUAGGGGAAUCAGUCAGCCCCUAGUAUGUCUUGCAGGGGAAUCAGUCAUCCUCUGGUAAGUCUUGCAGGGGAAUCAGUCAUCCUCUGGUAAGUCUUGUAGGGGAAUCAGUCCCAACAAAGGCUUUCUGCCUCCCAUGUCAGCUUUUUCUUUGCGCGAGGUCUUGGGCCGUAUGUAUCAAGCGUCUCAGGAGGAGUGCUGAUAAAGGAUCAGUUUGAACUUUUAGACUUUCGAACCCUUUAAGGAAGUAUUGUGUGACCGAAAAGCAUGAAAUCAAAUCAAUAAAUAAAACGGAUGACGGGGGGAGGGGGGGGGUCCUGGGCCCUGGGCCCAUAUUCAUUAAGUAUCUGAGUAGGAGCACUGGUCUAGGAUCAUGUCCCCCCUAUCCAUGGAAUGAUAUAAAAGUCUCUCCACACACCUAAUCAGAAGCCAAUUCCAUUUCAGUCCAUUGAGGAAGUAAAGUGAAAAUGUCUGUUUAUUUUCUGUAUUGAAAUGGAAUUGACCCCAACCCUGCACCUCACCUCAUACCCUCAGAUAUUGUCCUGACAGCGUUUCACAACCUGACACACGGAGCUCCUAACACAACUCUCCUGCCUUCCACACUGAGAGAGUUCCUUCGCGAGUACUUUGAAGAACCAGGGACGGAGUUUGAGCCAUGGUCCCCACCCGACUGGCAUGACAAGUGAGAAAGAGCCAAUCAUUCUGAUUGAUCCUGACCAAACUGAGGUGUGAGAUAUUUUGUGCAUCCCAAAUGGCUCUCUGUUCCCUAAAAGUAGUGCACUCUGCAGGGAGUAGGGUGCCGUUUCGGAUGCAUAAAUGUAGUAUGUUCUGUCCAGUACAAGGCAUGUUCUGUGUGCAGGCCACAGUUCCUGAAUAGAAUAGCAGACUCAGAACUGCGCAGCUGGGCCGAGAAGCUGCAUCAUUUGUGGAAGUCUCUUGGGAGAAAGGUAUGCACACUGGCUAUGGCUAUGGCCUUUUAUUCAUUCGAUUUUGCUCACUUCCUGUGUCCUCUCUCGCCACCACUUGGAAAAAAGGUCAAAGUUAAUCGAGGGGAGUGAUACACUGCUAAGAUGCGUGUCUCUCCUUGAUGAGCAGAAUUUGUCCGCAGAGCCGUCGUGUGUUCUGUAUGGAGGGAUAUGGUUCUGAUAUACCUUGGAAACUAUGUAGAACUAACGUCUGGCUGCAAAGAGCUACGUAGAACUAACGUCUGGCUGCAAAGAGCUACGUAGAACUAACGUCUGGCUGCAAAGCGCUACGUAGAACUAACGUCUGGCUGCAAAGAGCCUACGGCUGCCAUUGUUGUUUGUCUACAUCCUCAGCAUCCUUCUGAACACACCAAAGAUGGUGGAUAAAUGAAGAUGGUUCACUCGCCGUUUAAAAAAAGGUAAUUUCCGGUCUACUUAACUAGACGUGUCUCCUAUAGACACCAGUACAAUAGCAGCUGGGUCUGGGCUACUUCUUAGUUCAUUAACUUUCAUCAACGAUUAUGGCUACACUGACAAGAUACAUGUCUCUCUGCCCAAGAAUGAGGAGUCGUUGUCCACAAAGCGGCACAGGCGGGCUGUCUAGCUCCCGCCUCUUUGGAUUGGUGGAUACAUCUCAUUAUUGUAAUCCUUUUCUGAAUAUGCGAUGAGGGUUGUUGAAGUCAACCGCCUGUAUUGAAAGGAGAGCGACUCAAUGCUACUAGCCUCAUGCUCUGAAUAUGCAUAGCUAUCUGGAGAAAACUCUGAUAUAAAGUGUUUUUUCUCUGUGGCUGGGAUGUCACCUGUACUACUUAUAUCAGUACACUAAUAACAACUUAAGUGUUACCAAACUUCUAUUAGAUCAAAUAAACCUCACGUAGCAAAUAAGACAUUCAUUUUUUGGUUGACCAAAUUCAACAGUCAUUGACCUCGAUGUAAAUACUCCUUGCUUGGUGGGCGAAACAACAAGACACCACCUGCUGGAGGGAGACGGAGUUCUCUCUUAUUGACCAAUGGGAGACGGAGUUCUCUCUUAUUGACCAAUAGGAGACAGAGUUCUAUUUACCUUUGACCUUUUUCAAAAGGAGGAUAGAGCAAAUCUAAUUGAGAAAAGACCCAAGUCUCUAGAAUCAGUCCAUCUCUGGUCAGCCAUAUGUAUCUACAUGGCUGUGAUGAAACAGCCUAGUGGCCCAAUCUGGGGCUCCUCAUACGUUUUGUAUUCUACGAAGUGUUUUCAAGGUUUGAUACUUCUGUAGUGUACUUUGGUAAAAUAUGACGUGGCAGUCAACAAUGAUGAAAUGUGUGUGUGUGUGUACCGGGGCAGUGCUAAUGUGAAAUCAAUUGUGUGUGUUUACCAGAUCAGUGGUGAUGUUUUGGCCCACCCAGAACAGUACUCUCAGAUCUUCACCCCCCACCCAGUCAUCGUACCCGGAGGACGUUUCAGGGAACUGUACUACUGGUCAGUGAAGCUGUCACUGUCUGGACUGCUCUCCGUUGUUCUGCUCUGUCUGCAUAGCAGACCUUGGUUCAAAUACUAUUUCAAAUCAUUUCAAAUACUGUAUCUGGGCUUGAUUGAGCUUGCCUGGUGCAAUGGAACUAAUGGAAUAGUUGUAAAAAGUCCAACUCAGCCCAUCUGGCUCCCCAGGGAGACUAAAGCAGACAUUGAAAGUAUUGAAUUUGAAGUGGAUUUCAACCUAUGCCUGCUGCACAGGGAGGUAGGCUGAGGAACCCUUCUGGCCAAAAGAUGCUGCUGGGUUGUACGUAAAUGAAUGAUUGAAACGUGUCCAUUUGGAGUGCUCUCCUGUCCAUUUGGAGUGCUCUCCUGUCCAUUUUGGAGUGCUCUCCUGUCCAUUUGGAGUGCUCUCCUGUCCAUUUUGGAGUGCUCUCCUGUCCAUUUCAUUGUCUAUAUGUUUGGAGUCAUCCAGGGUUUUGAGCUGGGCAGGUAACAGCCAGAGCCACAGGCAGGUAACCAUCCAGGCCACAGGCAGGUAACCAUCCAGGCCACAGGCAGGUAACCAUCCAGGCCACAGGCAGGUAACCAUCCAGGCCUACCAAAGGGCUAGACAGACUGAGCAGGGCAGGGGUCUAACUACUGAUGACCCUCUAUGGGGACAGACUGGGCAGGGCAGGGGUCUGACUACUGAUGACCCUCUAUGGGGACAGACUGGGCAGAGCAGGGGUCUAACUACUGAUGACCCUCUAUGGGGACAGACUGGGCAGAGCAGGGGUCUAACUACUGAUUAACCCUCUAUGGGGACAGACUGGGCAGAGCAGGGGUCUGACUACUGAUUAACCCUCUAUGGGGACAGACUGGGCAGAGCAGGGGUCUGACUACUGAUGAACCUCUAUGGGGACAGACUGGGCAGAGCAGGGGUCUAACUACUGAUGACCCUCUAUGGGGACAGACUGGACAGGGCAGGGGUCUGACUACUGAUGACCCUCUAUGGGGACAGACUGGGCAGAGCAGGGGUCUGACUCCAGGGGGCAGACAGACAGACAUAUAACCCAGGGCAGACAGGCCUGUUCAGUCAGAGAUCUUACCGCUCAGAGCCCUCCAGUGUGUAUUAUUACCAGGGACAGUGAGGCAGAUCUGCUCUCUGUUCCUCUCAGGGACUCCUACUGGGUGAUCAAUGGUCUCCUGCUAUCUGAGAUGACAGACACCGCUCGUGGGAUGAUCCUCAACUUCGUCCACCUCAUCAACCGGUGAGCUGCACCUGCUGUCUGUCUGUCUGUCCGUCAUGUCUGUCUGUCUCUCUCCAUCCGUCCGUCUGCCCGUCAUGUCUGUCAGUCUCUCUCCAUCCGUCCGUCUGCCCGUCAUGUCUGUCCGUCUCUCUCCAUCCGUCCGUCUGCCCGUCAUGUCUGUCCGUCUCUCUCCAUCCGUCCGUCUGCCCGUCAUGUCUGUCCGUCUCUCCCCAUCCGUCCAUCUGCCCGUCAUGUCUGCUCACCACCACCAGAGGUAGGUUAUGCCAUUAAGUUAUGAAUAUUAAGCGCCUGGACACCCUACUGUCAGACUACUGAAUCUCUGGUUGGCUCAGGGACAGCCAUUAGCAAUGUAGUUAGAUGUCCAGGAGAAUAUACAGUGCAUUCGGAAAGUAUUCAGACCCCUUGACUUUUUCCACGUUUUGUCACGUUACAGCCUUAUUCUAAAAUUGAUUAAAUAAAACAUUUCCUCAUCAAUCUACACACAGUACCCCAUAAUGACAAAGCAAAUACAGGUGUUUAGAAAUUUUUGCAAAUGUAUUAAAAAGAAAAAACUGAAACUUUAUUUACUUAAGUAUUCAGACCCUUUGCUAUGAGACUCGAAAUUGAGCUCAGGUGCAUCCUGUUUCCAUUGAUCAUCCUUGAGAUGUUUCUACAACUUGAUUGAGUCCACCUGUGGUAAAUUAAAUUGAUUGGACAUGAUUUGGAAAGGCACACACCUGUCUAUAUAAGGUCCCACAGUUGACAGUGCAUGUCAGAGCAAAAACCAAGCCAUGAGAUCGAAGGAAUUGUCCGUAGAGCUCCGAGACAGGAUUGUGUCGAGGCACAGAUCUGGGGAAGGGGUACCAAAAAAUGUAUUCAGCAUUGAAGGUCCUCAAGAACACAGUGGCCUCCAUCAUUGUUAAAUGGAAGAAGUUUGGAACCACCAAGGUUCUCCAUCUCCACAGAGGAGCCCUGUCAGCUCUCUGCAGCCCUCCAUCAAUCAGGCAUUUUAUUUAAAUUGUGUCCCUUUUUCUCCCCAAUUUCGUGAUAUCCAAUUGGUAGUUACAGUCUUGUCCCAUCGCUGCAAAUCCUGUAUGGACUCGGGACAGGCGAAGGUUGAGAGCGUCCUCCGAAACACAACCCAACCGAGCCGCACAGCUUCUUGACACAAUGCCCGCUUAACCCGGAAGCCAGCCGCUCCAACGUGUCAGAGGAAACACCGUACACCUGGCGACCAUGUCAGCGUGCAUGCGCCCAGCCCACCACAGGAGUCGCUAGUGCGCGAUGGGACAAGAACAUCCCUGCCGGCCAAACCCUCCCCUAACCUGGACGACGCUGGGCCAAUUGUGCGCCGCCCCAUGGGUCGCCUGGUCGCGACCGGCUGCGACAGAGCCUGGACUCGAACCAGGAUCUCUAGUGGCACAGCUAGCACUGCGAUGCAGCGCCUUAGACCACUGCAUCACUCGGGAGGCCUUAGGCCUUUAUGGUAGAGUGGCCACAUGGAAGCCACUCCUCAGUAAAAGGCAUAUGAAAGCCAGCUUGGAGUUUGCCAAAAGGCACCUACAGGACACUCAGACCAUGAGAAACAAGAUUCUCUGGUCUGAUGAAACCAAGAUUGAACUCUUUGGCCUGAAUGCCAAGCAUCACGUCUGGAGGAAACCUGGCACCAUCCCUACAGUGAAGCAUGGGGGUGGCAGCGUCAUGCUGUGGGGAUGUUUGUCAGCGGCAGGGACUGGGAGACUAGUCAGGAUCGAGGGAAAGAUGAACGGAGCAAAGUACAGAGAGAUCCUUGAUGAAAACCUGCUCCAGAGUGCUCAGGACCUCAGACUGGGGCGACGGUUUACCUUCCAACAGGACAACGACCCUAAGCACACAGCCAAGACAACGCAGGAGUGGCUUCAGGACAGGUCUCUGAAUGUCCUUGAGUGGCCCAGCCAGAGCCCAGACUUGAACCCGAUCAAAAAUCUCUGGAGAGACCUGAAAAUAGCUGUGCAGCGACACUCCCCAUCCAACCUGACAGAACUUGAGAGGAUCUGCAGAGAAGAAUGUGAGAAACACCCCAAAUACAGGUGUGCCAAGCUUGUAGCGUCAUACCCAAGACGACUCAUGACUGUAAUCGCUGCCAAAGGUGCUUUAACAAAGUACUGAGGAAAGGGUCUGAAUACUUCUGUAAAUGUGAUAUUUCAGUUUUAUUUUUAAUACAUUUGAUACAAUUUCUAAAAACCUGUUUUUGCUUCUAAAAACCAGUUUUUGCUUUGUCGUUAUGGGGUAUUGUGUGUAGAUUGAUGAGAGGAAAAAAACUAUUUACGGUAAUCCAUUUUAGAAUAAUGCUGUAACAUAACAAAAUGUAGAAUUUAGAUUUUAGUCAUUUAGCAGACGCUCUUAUCCAGAGCGACUUACAGUUAGUGAGUGCAUACAUUUUCAUACUGGCCCCCCGUGGGAAUCGAACCCACAACCCUGGCAUCGCAAACGCCAUGCUCUACCAACUGAGCUACAGGGGACUUCAAGUUAAGGGGUCUGCAUACUUUCUGAAUGAUUUGAUAUGAUUUAUUUGACUAUUUAAAAAAAAAAAAAACACAAUACAUCCACAAAUGUGGAUACAAUGCAUUUAAAAAUUAUCGGUCAUCAAUGAACAACAAAUGAAAUAUGGAAAACGAAUGGAAUUGAUCCAGUAUGUCUGUCUUUUUGUAAUAUCUAGAUCUUCUUUUUCAAUUCCUCCCUCUCCAGAUAUGGUUUCAUCCCCAACGGGGGCAGAGUUUACUAUGAGCGUCGCAGUCAGCCCCCCUUCCUGUCUCUCAUGGUGGAGAGUUACUAUCAGACCACUAAAGACAAAGAGUUACUCAGGUAGUUACUGUCAGACCACUAAAGACAAAGAGUUCCUCAGGUACCGAUUCCUUUUUGACCACCAUUUUGUUUAUGACUAGGGCUUGUCAUGAAUGGAGUGCUCAAAGGUGCUAACAUGGCGUCCAUUCUAAAAUGUUGGCAGAACUAUCUGCUCAGGUCCAUGUGGUGAGGAUACUCUGGACCCUGUGGAUAACAAUGGUGUGGUACCUGGAUGGUAUUAAUGAUCAAAUGCUGUUCUAGGCCCUUCUAACGUUCAAUCACAACUGUAUCUAUAAUGUGUAGGACUGCUCUGCCAGCCCUAGAGUGUAAUCUCAACCUACUCUACUGUCUAGGACUGCUCUACCAGCCCUAGAUGAUAAUCCCAACCUACUCUACUCUGUAGGACUGCUCUGCCAGCCCUGUAUUAUAAUCUCAACCUACUCUACUGUCUAGGACUGCUCUGCCAGCCCUAGAGUGUAAUCUCAACCUACUCUACUCUGUAGGACUGCUCUGCCAGCCCUAGAUUAUAAUCUCAACCUACUCUACUGUCUAGGACUGCUCUGCCAGCCCUAGAGUGUAAUUUCAACCUACUCUACUGUCUAGGACUGCUCUACCAGCCCUAGAUGAUAAUCCCAACCUACUCUACUCUGUAGGACUGCUCUGCCAGCCCUAGAUGAUAAUCUCAACCUACUCUACUGUCUAGGACUGCUCUACCAGCCCUAGAUGAUAAUCCCAACCUACUCUACUCUGUAGGACUGCUCUACCAGCCCUAGAUGAUAAUCCCAACCUACUCUACUGUCUAGGACUGCUCUGCCAGCCCUGUAUUAUAAUCUCAACCUACUCUACUGUCUAGGACUGCUCUGCCAGCCCUAGAGUGUAAUCUCAACCUACUCUACUCUGUAGGACUGCUCUGCCAGCCCUAGAUUAUAAUCUCAACCUACUCUACUGUCUAGGACUGCUCUGCCAGCCCUAGAGUGUAAUUUCAACCUACUCUACUGUCUAGGACUGCUCUACCAGCCCUAGAUGAUAAUCCCAACCUACUCUACUCUGUAGGACUGCUCUGCCAGCCCUAGAUUAUAAUCUCAACCUACUCUACUGUCUAGGACUGCUCUGCCAGCCCUAGAUUAUAAUCCCAACCUACUCUACUGUCUAGGACUGCUCUGCCAGCCCUAGAUUAUAAUCUCAACCUACUCUACUGUCUAGGACUGCUCUGCCAGCCCUAUAUUAUAAUCUCAACCUACUCUACUGUCUAGGACUGCUCUGCCAGCCCUAGAGUGUAAUCUCAACCUACUCUACUCUGUAGGACUGCUCUGCCAGCCCUAGAUUAUAAUCUCAACCUACUCUACUGUCUAGGACUGCUCUGCCAGCCCUAGAGUGUAAUCUCAACCUACUCUACUGUCUAGGACUGCUCUACCAGCCCUAGAUGAUAAUCCCAACCUACUCUACUCUGUAGGACUGCUCUGCCAGCCCUAGAUUAUAAUCUCAACCUACUCUACUGUCUAGGACUGCUCUGCCAGCCCUAGAGUGUAAUCUCAACCUACUCUACUCUGUAGGACUGCUCUGCCAGCCCUAGAUUAUAAUCUCAACCUACUCUACUGUCUAGGACUGCUCUGCCAGCCCUAGAGUGUAAUCUCAACCUACUCUACUGUCUAGGACUGCUCUACCAGCCCUAGAUGAUAAUCCCAACCUACUCUACUCUGUAGGACUGCUCUGCCAGCCCUAGAUUAUAAUCUCAACCUACUCUACUGUCUAGGACUGCUCUGCCAGCCCUAGAUUAUAAUCUCAACCUACUCUACUGUCUAGGACUGCUCUGCCAGCCCUAGAUUAUAAUCCCAACCUACUCUACUGUGCAGGACUGCUCUGCCAGCCCUAGAUUAUAAUCUCAACCUACUCUACUGUCUAGGACUGCUCUACCAGCCCUAGAUUAUAAUCCCAACCUACUCUACUGUCUAGGACUGCUCUACCAGCCCUAGAUUAUAAUCCCAACCUACUCUACUGUGCAGGACUGCUCUGCCAGCCCUAGAUUAUCUCAACCUACUCUACUGUCUAGGACUGCUCUGCCAGCCCUAGAUUAUAAUCCCAACCUACUCUACUGUGCAGGACUGCUCUGCCAGCCCUAGAUUAUAAUCUCAACCUACUCUACUGUCUAGGACUGCUCUGCCAGCCCUAGAUUAUAAUCUCAACCUACUCUACUGUCUAGGACUGCUCUGCCAGCCCUGGAUUAUAAUCCCAACCUACUCUACUGUCUAUGACUGCUCUACCAGCCCUAGAUUAUAAUCCCAACCUACUCUACUGUCUAGGACUGCUCUGCCAGCCCUAGAUUAUAAUCCCAACCUACUCUACUGUGCAGGACUGCUCUGCCAGCCCUGGAUUAUAAUCCCAACCUACUCUACUGUGCAGGACUGCUCUGCCAGCCCUGGAUUAUAAUCCCAACCUACUCUACUGUGCAGGACUGCUCUGCCAGCCCUAGAUUAUAAUCCCAACCUACUCUACUGUGCAGGACUGCUCUGCCAGCCCUGGAUUAUAAUCCCAACCUACUCUACUGUGCAGGACUGCUCUGCCAGCCCUAGAUUAUAAUCCCAACCUACUCUACUGUGCAGGACUGCUCUGCCAGCCCUGGAUUAUAAUCCCAACCUACUCUACUGUGCAGGACUGCUCUGCCAGCCCUAGAUUAUAAUCCCAACCUACUCUACUGUCUAGGACUGCUCUGCCAGCCCUAGAUUAUAAUCCCAACCUACUCUACUGUGCAGGACUGCUCUGCCAGCCCUGGAUUAUAAUCCCAACCUACUCUACUGUGCAGGACUGCUCUGCCAGCCCUGGAUUAUAAUCCCAACCUACUCUACUGUGCAGGACUGCUCUGCCAGCCCUGGAUUAUAAUCCCAACCUACUCUACUGUGCAGGACUGCUCUGCCAGCCCUGGAUUAUAAUCCCAACCUACUCUACUGUCUAGGACUGCUCUGCCAGCCCUGGAUUAUAAUCCCAACCUACUCUACUGUGCAGGACUGCUCUGCCAGCCCUGGAUUAUAAUCCCAACCUACUCUACUGUCUAGGACUGCUCUGCCAGCCCUAGAUUAUAAUCCCAACCUACUCUACUGUGCAGGACUGCUCUGCCAGCCCUGGAUUAUAAUCCCAACCUACUCUACUGUGCAGGACUGCUCUGCCAGCCCUGGAUUAUAAUCCCAACCUACUCUACUGUCUAGGACUGCUCUGCCAGCCCUAGAUUAUAAUCCCAACCUACUCUACUGUGCAGGACUGCUCUGCCAGCCCUGGAUUAUAAUCCCAACCUACUCUACUGUCUAGGACUGCUCUGCCAGCCCUGGAUUAUAAUCCCAACCUACUCUACUGUCUAGGACUGCUCUGCCAGCCCUGGAUUAUAAUCUCAACCUACUCUACUGUGCAGGACUGCUCUGCCAGCCCUGGAUUAUAAUCCCAACCUACUCUACUGUCUAGGACUGCUCUGCCAGCCCUGGAUUAUAAUCCCAACCUACUCUACUGUCUAGGACUGCUCUGCCAGCCCUGGAUUAUAAUCCCAACCUACUCUACUGUCUAGGACUGCUCUGCCAGCCCUGGAUUAUAAUCCCAACCUACUCUACUGUCUAGGACUGCUCUGCCAGCCCUGGAGCAGGAGUACCUGUUCUGGAUGCAGAACCGCUCUGUGGCCGUUGAGGUGAACGGGAGGAAGCAUGUUCUCAACCGCUUUGAUGUACAGGUGGGCCUGCCCAGGUAUGGAACACAACAGAAAAUUAUCCUCAUCCCCUUCAAUAAAAUACACAACUUUAUUUGUCCAUCUGUUACAACACAAAUUCCAACCCACAUACAUGUAUUUUUGGAGUUGAUUUGUGUGUGUGUCUGUAUCUGUGUGUGUGUGUGUGUCUGUAUCUGUGUGUGUGUCUGUCUGUGUGUCUGUGUGUGUCUGUGUCUGUGUGUGUUUGUGUCUGUGUGUGUGUGUGUGUGUCUGUGUGUGUGUCUGUGUGUGUGUGUUCCCUUUCCUCCAGACCGGAGUCCUACACUGAUGAUGUAGAGCUGGCUGAAGGUCUGACAGAGGGUAAAAGUUGUUCCCUACUUCAUGAACAAACCGCAUUCCCAUCAUGGACACACUAUCUAUUGGGUUGGUCUAAAGUGGUGUACUUUAUAGAAUAGGGUGUAGCCCUUUGAUUCCCAGCCUUUGCCUGUGUCCCCCUCCCUGUACUCAGAUGCUGCAGAGAGGCUGUGGACAGAGCUGAAUUCAGGAGCAGAGUCCGGGUGGGACUUCUCGUCUCGCUGGUUUGUGGACGGCCAGGGGAACAACAACGGUUCUCUGAGAGACACCAGCACCAGUCAGUUGCUCCCUACAGACCUCAACGCUCUGCUCUGUCGCAACGAGAGGACCCUGGCUCACUUCUACAGGACACUGGGUGAGGAGAAAGCCUACUUGCCGCUUAUCACCUUUGACUAGCUAGUGGCAGGAUUUUUUACCACCUUAUCUCACUAGAUAAACUUCUGGGCCCUAGUUAUAACCUCUGGGCCCUAGUUAUAACCUCUGGGCCCUAGUUAUAACCUCUGGGCCCUAGUUAUAACCUCUGGGCCCUAGUUAUAACCUCUGGGCCCUAGUUAUAACCUCUGGGCCCUAGUUAUGACCUCUGGGCCCUAGUUAUGACCUCUGGGCCCUAGUUAUGAACUCUGGGCCCUAGUUAUAACCUCUGGGCCCUAGUUAUAACCUCUGGGCCCUAGUUGUAGCCAUAGGCUCAGCGUUUUUCCUCGUCAGGUCAUGUGGUCCACUAAAACUCCUGUCCCUAGUAUAAUGUGUUUUGUUGUUCCAGGUGAUGAGGCUGCAGCAGUGCAGUAUGACCAGGCUGUAUCAGCCAGGCUAGAGGCCAUAGAGACAGUCCUGUGGGAUGAGGAGAGGGGAGUCUGGUUGGACUACAGCCUGGUCACCAACACCUCCUGCCCUGCAUUCUACCCCUCUAACCUGGCCCCUAUCUGGGCAGCCUGCUACUCCCACCCUUCAAUGGGACAGAAGGCACUACACUACCUACAGGUUAGUUAGCCUGCUGGUCCAUAGACCUCACUCUGUGUGACAAGGCUCAUUGUCCUGUUGAAAUACCUUGAUUGAAAGAGCAUGUACAUUGAUUUGUCACUGAAAAAUACACACACCCAUUGAGUUACUGUAGCAAUGUGUAUUUACAGUAGUUAGUGUUUCCUUCCAUCCUUCCAUCCCUCCCUCCCUCCCUCCCAUCCUUCCCUAGGCUAGUGGUGGUCUUGCGUUCCCUAACGGUGUCCCUACGUCCCUGGUUGAGAGUGGGCAGCAGUGGGACUACCCCAACGCAUGGCCCCCUCUGCAACACAUGCUCAUCCAAGGUAGGACCUACAGUGAGGGGGGAAAAGUAUUUGAUCCCCUGCUGAUUUUGUACGUUUGCCCACUGACAAAGGCAUGAUCAGUCUAUAAUCUGAAUGGUAGGUUUAUUUGAACAGUGAGAGACAGAAUAACAACAAAACAAUCCAGAAAAACGCAUGUCAAAAAUGUUAUAAAUUGAUUUGCAUUUUAAUGAGGGAUUACUGGCUCCCAGGUGUCUUUUAUACAGGUAGCGAGCUGAGAUUAGGAGCACACUUUUAAAGGGAGUACUCCUAAUCUCAGCUUGUUACCUGUAUAAAAGACACCUGUCCACAGAAGCAAUCAAUCAAUCAGAUUCCAAACUCUCCACCAUGGCCAAAACCAAAGAGCUCUCCAAGGAUGUCAGGGACAAGAUUGUAGACCUACACAAGGCUGGAAUGGGCUACAAGACCACCGCCAAGCAGCUUGGUGGGAUUAUUCGCAAAUGGAAGAAACACUAAAUAACUGUCAAUCUCCCUCGGCCUGGGGCUCCAUGCAAGAUCUCACCUCGUGGAGUUGCAAUGAUCAGGAGAACGGUGAGGAAUCAGCCCAGAACUACACGGGAGGAUCUUGUCAAUGAUCUCAAGGCAGCUGGGACCAUAGUCACCAAGAAAACAAUUGGUAACACACUACGCCGCGAAGGACUGAAAUCCUGCAGCGCCCGCAAGGUCCCCCUGCUCAAGAAAGCACAUAUACAGGGCCGUCUGAAGUUUGCCAAUGAACAUCUGAAUGAUUCAGAGGAGAACUGGGUGAAAGUGUUGUGGUCAGAUAAGACCAAAAUGGAGCUCUUUGGCAUCAACUCAACUCGCCGUGUUUGGAGGAGGAGGAAUGCUGCCUAUGACCCCAAGAACACCAUCCCCACCGUCAAACAUGGAGGUGGAAACAUUAUGCUAAGGGGACAGGACAACUUCACCGCAUCAAAGGGACGAUGGACGGGGCCAUGUACCGUCAAAUCUUGGGUGAGAACCUCCUUCCCUCAGCCAGGGCAUUGAAAAUGGGUUGUGGAUGGGUAUUCCAGCAUGACAAUGACCCAAAACACACGGCCAAGGCAACAAAGGAGUGGCUCAAGAAGAAGCACAUUAAGGUCCUGGAGUGGCCUAGCCAGUCUCCAGACCUUAAUCCCAUAGAAAAUCUGUGGAGGGAGCUGAAGGUUCGAGUUGCCAAACGUCAGCCUCGAAACCUUAAUGACUUGGAGAAGAUCUGCAAAGAGGAGUGGGACAAAAUCCCUCCUGAGAUGUGUGCAAACCUGGUGGCCAACUACAAGAAACAUCUGACCUCUGUGAUUGCCAACAAGGGUUUUGCCACCAAGUACUAAGUCAUGUUUUGCAGAGGGGUCAAAUACUUAUUUCCCUCAUUAAAAUGCAAUUCAAUUUAUAACAUUUUUGACAUGUGUUUUUCUGGAUUUUUUUGUUGUUAUUCUGUCUCUCACUGUUCAAAUAAACCUACCAUUAAAAUUAUAGACUGAUCAUGUCUUUGUCAGUGGGCAAACGUACAAAAUCAGCAGGGGAUCAAAUACUUUUCCCCUCACUGUAGUUAGCCCUGAUGUGGCUUGCAUGUUGAAUCUGCAUCCCAAAUGACACCCUAUUCCCUAUUCCCUAUAUAGUGCAUCAGGCCUGAAUAAUCUAACUCUGUUAUCUUCCAAUCAGGCCUGUCCAGUCUGCCCUCACAGGAAGCUAGAGAGCUGGGGUUUGAAUUGGCUCAGAGCUGGAUCAGAACCAACUGGCUGGCCUACGUCAAGUAUGAAGCCAUGUUUGAGAAGGUGAUUAAGAAGAGGUGUGAUCACAAUGAGGUGUAGGGUGACGUUGCCCGUAGACAACGGUUGGCAAUAGUCGGCCUGCGGUCCAAAACCGGCCCGCUAGUGAUAAUUGUUUUGCCCCCCCCAAAAAAGUUUUUGGUGGCUAAAUCAAGUUUCCUUCACCUGCCCUAGACGUUGUUCAUGGGUCAGUGUAGCAUUUCCCCCACUGAUGGUUAAGGUUGGGAUUGGGGAGGGAAAGCUGAACCUAGGGGAACGUCACCCUGGAGCCCACAACGACAAAAUAUCCUCAACACGUGCCUUAAUAAAAGCUUGACAUAUCUGGGGUUUGUUUCUCUCUCUCUGUCAGUAUGAUGUGAACGGAGAUGGGAAACCGGGCGGCGGAGGAGAAUAUGACGUUCAGGUACACUAUGAUAUCUGAUCUGAUCGUUCAGGUACACUAUGAUAUCUGAUCUGAUCGUUCAGGUACACUAUGAUAUCUGAUCUGAUCGUUCAGGUACACUAUGAUAUCUGAUCUGAUCGUUCAGGUACACUAUGAUAUCUGAUCUGAUCGUUCAGGUACACUAUGAUAUCUGAUCUGAUCUUGAAAGUUGCUCUGGAUAAGAGCGUCUGCUAAAUGACUCAAAUGGCAAAAUGGAAAUAUUCAUCGAUCUUAUCUUGAUCUCCAUCUAAUCUUUUUUUUUUGUUGAGUUAUUUCAAACUCAUCUUCUUUAGUUGAUUCUGUGUCUGUCUCUUUGUGUGUGUGUUGUUGUAGUUGGGAUUUGGCUGGACCAAUGGUGUGGCUCUCCAGCUCCUGGACCAGUAUGGGGACCGGCUCACCUCCGGUAGCAGCGGAGACAGCUGCACCCUGUGUUUCAGCGCCACUGUGGCCCUGCUCUGCUCAGUCCAAACUCUGUUCCUAUCAAAUGCAAUGGGUGGAGGGUGGAGUUGCCCCUAGACACUGAUCCUGG